Molecule: messenger RNA, 8438 nt
Organism: Siniperca chuatsi (mandarin fish)
Lineage: Eukaryota; Metazoa; Chordata; Actinopteri; Centrarchiformes; Sinipercidae
Gene: dpy19l3
Product: dpy-19 like C-mannosyltransferase 3
Exons: 17
Coding region: 734-3022 (762 amino acids)
Cellular component (GO): nuclear inner membrane
Molecular function (GO): mannosyltransferase activity
Source: RefSeq, a predicted model, not a curated record
CUCCCUCUGGCUGCUCCAGUUAUCUACAGCCCAUCCUGUUGUUCGCAGACUUACUGUGGCUCAGUCUUUAUGUUUGCUUUUCUCUUCAUACGUAGGAGCUGAUUUCUUGAGAAAGAUCGCUUUUUGUUUUGAAGUGUGAGUUCAGGGGAGGCAGAGGUCGGGCUGUGUUUAGGCUCUGGAAGACAUAAAGCAGAGGGAAGACGAAGCAAGGCCAAUUCUGGAAAGACCCUUGCUUGGAUUCUUCAAGUACCACAUCAGAGAGUUACUCAAAGACCCACAAAGAGGAAACGGUAACAGAGAGAAGAGGAUCGGUGCUUUCUGAGAAGUGAACUAGCUUUCAGGAUAAUGAGCAAUGUGUGAACUUGUUAACUAGGUCUAUUCUCUUUGACCUUAAUUUAAACUGAGGAUUAGCCAUCUCAUCAGAGUUCUUGGUGAAAAGCCAAGGCUUGUUUUGCCUCGAGGAAACUCAAAAGAAGGAUUGGGAAGGAAACUAGCUGCUCAUUCCCUCAGAGAAAGCUUUUGCAUAUUUCCUUUGGCAAGGAAAUUGAAGCGAUUAAAAAGCUAAUUUAUUUGGACCAACUUCAAGAAAAAAAAGCACACUGCAUUUACAGUUGUUGCUUCAAUGCAUUUGGAUCAGUUCUAUAGCUCAACCCAGGAGCAUGCUGUUUAUCUACCUGGAUUCAGCUCAUCAAAGGAUCCAAAAAUUUAUUGAUAAUCUCCAUCUUCUCAGGCAAUGGAGCUUCGUAAGAGAGUUAAGCUGAGGGAGCGCAAACAUAAUUUGGGUCUUUCACAAAAUGCACCGGCUGAAGGGACAUGCAGCAGUAACAUGAUCUGGGGGACAGAAAAGUCUAAUGCCAUACAUGAGGGGGGUACAGGGGAGGUUUCUCUGCUUGGAGGAUCUGGUACUUGUUCCGGUUCAGGCAUUCUAUCCCGGUGGCCUUGGCGACAGUGUGUUUCCAUGGCAGCGGGGCUGGUAUUGGCUGGGCUACUGGCGCUGACUCAGGCCUGGUGCGUCAACAGCAUACACGAGAAUCUGCUGUGGUUCUCUCAGCUCACGGAAGUGGAGCGGGAGAUCUCCUUUCGGACAGAGUGUGGACUGUACUACUCCUACUACAAGCAAAUGUUGCAGGCCCCAUCCAUACAGGAAGGGCUCUCAGAUUUAAUCCAUGACAACUUGACAGAAUCCAAGAGGACCAUUAAUCUUCUACAGCGAAUGAAUAUCUACCAGGAGGUCUUUCUCAGUGUUCUCUACAGAUUGUUGCCCAUACAGUUGUAUCUGGAGCCAGUGUAUUUCUACAUUUACACAGUGUUCUCGCUCCAAGCGGUGUAUGUGAUCGCUCUGUACCUCACAGCAUGGCUCCUGUCUGGUUCCUGGCAGGCUGGUACGCUCACCGGGGUCUGGUACAUCCUCAACAGGGUAGAUACCACUCGUGUGGAGUUCACCAUCUCCCUCAGAGAGAACUGGUCUUUGCCCUUCCUAGCGCUGCAGGUCACCGCUAUCACCUGUUAUCUCAGACCUCAGCUCACCGCCUUACAGCAGAAGGUGAUGGUGUGGUUGAUGUAUGUGACAACGUUCUGUUUCUGUCUGACGUGGCAGUUCAACCAGUUCAUCCUUCUUGUUCAGGCUCUCAUCAUAUACACCCUGGACUGUGUCGACUUCUUAACAACAACACAGGUGACCACGCUGUACCUUGUUCAAGUGAGUGGUCUGUUGAGUGUGUGGCUCCUCCAGUUCUGUAACUCCAUGAUACUGGGAUCACUGGUCCUGAGCUUCAUCGUAGCCGCACUCUUCAUCAGACACUGCCAGUCUGGUCUGAAGACAGGAAGCCUGUUGGUUCGUCUGGGCAAACUGGUUCUCCACAGUGCCAUGGUUCUCCUCCUCACCUUCACCAUCAACUACCUUGCCAAGAAAGCACUUCAGCUCAGAUCAGACGAACACAUCUUUAAAUUCAUCAAGUCAAAGUUUGCUUUGGGGCUGACGAGGGAUUUUGAUGCCAGUCUGUAUCUGUGUGAGGAGGCCUUCGGCCUGCUGCCCUUCGACACACUGGAGCGCCUGGCUGGUACCCUGCUACUUUACCCCUACAUCCUCACACUGCUACUGCUCAGCGGCAUGUUGGCAGUGGCCGCACUGCAGAACCUGAGCAGACCUAAAGGAGGUUCAGCUGAGGAGAGGAAAGGAGCUGGAGAAGGGCGAGUAGUGGCUUUUCGUCCAGAUGUGGCCUAUAAUCUGUUGCAUACACUGUUCUAUGGCCUCCUGGCUUUCAGCACUAUGAGGAUGAAGUAUAUAUGGACUGGACAUAUGUGUGCGGUCGCGGCCUAUGGUGUGUGUGGGACAGAGUUGUGGAUUCUGCUUCUCAGCACUCUCCGCUGCAACACUAAAGUUCUGUUAAGGCUUGUCAGAUAUGCAGUUCCACUGGCGAUGAUCGGUUGCCUGUAUUAUAAGUUCUGGCCUAAGCUAAUGGAGGAAUUAUCAGAACUGAGGGAGUUUUAUGAUCCAGACACUGUGGAGCUCAUGACCUGGAUUAGCACAAAGACUCCUAAGCGGGCUGUAUUUGCAGGCAGCAUGCAGCUGCUGGCUGGCAUCAAGCUGUGCACAGGCAGAGUUCUCACCAACCACCCCCAUUAUGAAGAUAAAGACCUGCGGGAGAGGACCAGACAGGUGUAUCAGGUGUAUGCUCGCCGGUCCCCGGAGGAAGUCUAUGGCAUCUUGAGGACCGUCGGGGCUGACUAUGUGGUGUUAGAAAACAGCAUCUGUUACGAGCGGAGGCACAGGCGAGGCUGCAGACUGCGGGACCUGCUCGACCUGGCCAACGGACAUAUCAUGGACGGACCGGGAGAGAAUGACCCAGACCUCGUCCCUGCCUCCCACCCUCGAUUUUGCGAGGCCAUCAAGACGGACACAGCGGGUUACACCGCUCUGUUCACCAGAACAUUCCAGAACAAAACCUUCCAUGUGUACCGGGUCAAGAAGAAACGCAAGAAAAACGCCAAGAGCUCGUCAGAGCCCAGCGCGACUCAGUAGCAGGAGCAGGGCUGCAAGAAAAAACCCGUCCGAAGCCAGAGGGGAGAGAGAUGGAGAAGAAGGGAUAAAAGCACAGAAUCCUCGCUGUUCCUCUGUCUCCUCUCUGCACUGUGCCCAGCUGUGAUCAUGCCCAUUAUUUUUUUUAACACAUGGCUCUGUGAACUGUGGUGUUAGAGCAAUGGGCCGGUUCAAGCUUGGGUCUACAUUGUUUUAGUUAGUGGAGUGUGGAAGCACCUAUAGGAGUCCUGCUUUGGGCUCUUCUGUUGCCACCCGCCCAUUCUGCCCUUCGCCCAGCUCUCACUGGUGCAGAUAAACAGAAACAACUAUUGGACCUCCUAAGCAGGCUCUGGAGCACCACGAGCAACGACUAAUAAUUUAGUUUCAUUUGAAGUAGUCAAGGUCAUUCUGCACAUCAUCAUGAAUUAAACAAAAUAUUAUUCAAAUACCUAGAAUUAUUGUUUUCUCUUUCAUACUGAGUAGGAUGGGGGUUCAGUAGCAUUUACCAAAUCUAGAUUCAACAUAGAAUCUAAUAAAAAGCAUUUUAUUAAAUUUAAGUUUAGGUUUUAACACAUAACAUUCAUAAAUAACUUGGUAUUUAAAAGUUAAAGCUCAAAGAUUGACAUUGAAAUAUUCAAUACAUUGUAAUAAAAAACAUUUUUAGAUAUACAGCAUAUGAUUUGCUAUUGAGCUCCUCUUUGCCAAUGAAAAUGGGGGAGAAAAUAAAAGAUUUGUUGAGCUUAACAAAUCUGGGGAUUUUAACUUGUGGGAACAUUUUGUGUAAGUGCAAGUUGCCACUGCAGUUCUGACUUAUAUUGGUUAUAAAGGGUACAAAGGGAAUUGAACAGUGUUGAUUAAAAGUCUUUGUAAAUUCCCCAAAAUUGCUAUGAACUAAAAACUAUGGAAGAGCUCUAGUGAAACAGGAAAUGUUCUGACUAGAUUUUUAUUUAAUUUUUUUAGAAAUGAGCAAAAAAAAAAACAAUUUCUCACUUUGCCAAAACAGUUCCAACUCAAGGUGCACUGAACUAGCUUUUCCAUAGCUUUCAACGGCAUUAGUGGAUGGCUCAGCUGUCAGCUGGAACAGCAUCUGUUUGUCUGCAGUCUCAGUCGCUCUUAAGGACUGGUCACACCAGAAAGUGGCACAUUUAUUUGGUUGUAGAAGCUUGGUGCUUUAGUGACUACUGGAAAGGCUAGUUGGUGAAUUAUUGUAGCUGGCAAGCUAACCACUAACACUCUAGCCAGCCGUGACAUGGUAGCACUUGGCAGUCACGGUAGCUCCCAGAGCUUUUUUCUUCUUCUGUACUGUGCCGCGGCAUUUUGUUGUCAGGAUUGUACAUAAGUUCAUUCAAUAAAGAGUUUUAUUGAAGAGGGAACAGCUUGCUAACAAGUUCGCCAUUAGCUUGGUUGCUAACAGGACAAUGUCACACAGUUUAUUCAAAAGACAUAUUUGUAGCAUAAACUCCUGUCUCAUACCUUUCUGCGAACCAUUCCUCUUUUGUGGAGCAGUUUAUACUUCAACAGAAGAGGUCAAAUAAAAGUGGACGGUGCCACACAGCUAAUAAGCUACGAUAGAUUACGAUGGAAGUUACGGUGGACUCUGUUGCUCUCCGUUCCCCCAAAGGUCAUUACUAUCAAGAGCUCUUGGUCAAAUAUGCAAAUUUGUGGCUCAACGUUCACCAGAGUUGAUGAUGAAAAAUUCACAUGGAUUAACUUCACCCCCGCCAGCAAAUCCACAAAAAUUAAUUGAAUACGCCCCGACCGGGCCUUUAUCAUUUCAUCCACAGCACUUUUAGGACUUCUAGUCUGUAUUCAUUUAAAAGUAAAGCAUCAAAGUUCAAUCUUGACCUUGGAAAUAGUCGUGUGACUACACAUUCCCAACUCAAGUUCCACUUAGUAGCUUUUUGCGGAGCUUUCAACCAUAUCACACAGUCUUCUAAAAGCACUGUGGAUGAAACAUAUCCAUCUCCAUGAGAACUGUGCAAACUACAUCCACAUGAAUACCGUGUGUGAUGGGAUUGUGGUGUUAAACUAUUUCUGUGGUCACAAAUGAACUUACAAAACUUAUUUUCUGAGUUGGAUUUUUUUCAAAAAGCACUUUUUUUUUUUUGACUAAAACUUGACUGUGUGGUAGUGUCCUGUGUGUACUUGAGGCAUAUUUUCAGCUGGUGGCGUUUACGAAGACAGUCACAGUAGGAGAACGGUUGCACAGUGGGGAUCUUACUCAGCUGGGCUAUCUGUGGGAGAAAAAGCCACAUUGAAUAACUGACCAUUAGCUUGACUCGGCCUGGACUCAGAUCAGAUGGCACUUUUUGGCUAGGCACGUUUGGCUCCGCAGUGAUAGAUGUUAUCAAUUACCACUGAAAAGAAAAACGGAAAUAAUUUUGUUAGUUUUGAUUCCCGCCUGGUGGAAGCAGGUUCCACCGGUGCUUAAAUGUGUUUUUGCUGUAAAACUGAGGUCAAAGCUGGUACCAAGUGAUAUUUGUGACAGUGUUGUGAUUGCUGUUGGCUCUGUGAUUCUCAUCAUCAGCAGACUCAACCUUUUCACUCUCUCUUUUCUCUCUCUCUCUCACACACACACACACACACACACACACACACACACACAGCCACGAACACACAUGAAUAAUGUAAGUGGCUAGGAAAUUGCAGCAGGCUGACAACGACGCUGAUUCCCCGCCGCAAUCCAAAAUAGUUUGUGAGAGAGAGAGGGGGCCAACACUUGCAUAUCAAACUGAGGCUUUGUGGUUAGAAAAGAACAUGGGGGGCAGGAGGAGUGAGGAGGCCAGAAAAGGCUCAUAUUUAAACAGCAGCGGAGGAGAGAUGAGAGUGCAUCAAAACCUGGAUUCACAAUGAUCUGAACCCCCUUCCUCAUUUUCUUUUUUUCGAACCAAGGGGAAAGCAGAGAAGAGGAGGUGUUUGAAAGGUUGGAGUUGUGUCGGUAAUUAUGGGUUGGCCAGUCAGAGUUGCCUGCUACAGUGAGCCAUUAUGUGGGUACGACACACACACGCACAUACACACACACACACACAUUUUUCUCUCCCUCCGUCGUCUCAGUCUGCCUAUAUUUGUACACUUGUUAAUAAGGACCACUGUCUUUGAUAAUCCACACACUUGCAGAUGCAUGAACACUCCUGCACACAGUUGUUGUGGGGCUUUUGAAAAGUGUUGUUCGGAAACCGCACAGCCUCAUUGUAAUGCAUACCAGUCGGAUUAGUGUGAAACAGCACCGCUUGUUCUUCCCCCCUCCCGCCUUCAUAUUGGAUGUUUAAUUUAGGAGAUGUCUGAUUGCUUUAUUUAAGAGUGAAGUGAUUCCAUUAUGUUUGCCUAAUAAGAGUGUCCUAAUGUAAUUUUUAUUUUUUUUUCAGCAUUCUUAAUUUCCAUACAUAUUGGGAUUAGUAGUCCAUUCGGAGUUGCGAUGUCUGACUUUGGUUGUCUUAAUGAAAAGGAGAUGAGGAAAGCCAUUAACGUGUGCGCAUGAAGAAUUCAGCUCAACGCUUCAUUUAGGCUCAGAACUAGUCAAUGUUGCUGAAACAAACAUGACCACUUGAAUUCAUAUUUUUGCUUGGUGAAUGAGUCGUUUGAAUAAAGAGAGAGAGGAAAUGAAUAUAGAGAGAGAAAUUUCCGUUGCCAUAAACCAGACUAAAGGCCAGAUUCACACCUGUAUCUGUGUUCUUUCGAAUAAAACAGCUAAUUUCCUCCUAUAUAAAUCUAUAACAAUAACUUUGUAUCUUGCCACUAUAUGGCCAAAUGUAUUUGGACAGCCUCUCAUUACACCCAUAUUGAUAAAAUGAUCUCAACUCAAGGUCCACUUACUUAGUUGUUCUGGAGCUUUUGACACAGUUGAAUGCUCCUCAUCCGCAGAUUGAGUUUGCUCAUUCGCUAUGGAACUGUAGAUGUCCUAACUUUCCAUGAUCCUGAGCAGCUCUUCUCAUACAUGUUGGCUCAAUGUUGUUUUUGUCCCCGUCUAGUUUUAGGAUUUGUUCUUUUGAAUAUUUCUUUCUUUGCACCGUGUACCACGGUUUUAUAUCUUUUUUUUUUUUUUUUAACAUUUUUGAUGCUCCUGUAAACUGUGGGAUUAAUACUAUUACUGUCUGUGUUUUUGCUGGAGUGAACAGAGCUGACCGUUUGAAAGUAGUUGCUCGGUCAGCGAUGUUUUUAGUUUGAAAAAAAAGUUGUAAUUUACCCAGAAUUCAUAGCAAAUUAGUUUUACUAAGGAUAGUCAAUAACUAGACGGCUUUGUGCAACAGAUGAAUUUAGAUGUCAAUCUGAAGUCCGACUAUUGGUUAGAUCUAAGCCAUAGUCACAGACUAAGACGGUCAUGCUUAAUUCCGCCAAUAUGUGAUUGUAGAUGAUGGGUGUAAAUAUGCAGCCGGACAGCCUCCACUCUUCUGGGAAGGCUUUCCAGACCUGGUUCUCAGACCUCAUUCAUAAAGGCGUUGGAUGGGGUUGAGGUCAGGGCUCUGUGCAGGCCCACACCAUUUAAAACAGGCCGAAGACCAGAAGUAUGCGUACGUGUACGCACACAAGAUGGGACACAAGCAGACGCAACCUUAGACUGAUACAUUUCUCACUUGCCAAAGUUUGAGUCAAGUCAUCAUUCAGCUGUAGUGUAGUUUUGAUCAGUGUUUGGGGGCAUGUUUGUGCUGAUGCUUGGGUAAAAAUACACUUAGAUUUUAUUGUUCAUUUCACUGUAAGAUCAUUUGUAUUCAUGAUGUACUGCAGUUCCGGUGUCUUAGACAAACCAUCUGACAAGCAUCUCUCUGGAAGCAUCUAAACAGAUGAUCCCACUGAGCCAGUGUCAUGUAAAUACAGUGAAGCUAUUUAUGAAUGUGAAAUUUCCACAUGGAGUAUAAGGGUCUAAAUAACACGAUACACACAUUCAGAAAUUAUUGACAGGCUUUUUUUAAUAAAAGCUAAAGGAUGUUCCUGAAUGCAGGGAACUGAUGCUCCUUCAAGGCUACAUAAUGAACAUAAUCGCCUUCAGCACAAGCACUGUUAGAAAAUCUGUACAUCGAUAGUUGACUCCAAUUAGUAAUUGAUCGUGUGAACACAGCAUGUUGUCCAUUCAACGUAAUUCACUGGUUUUAAACUGUAGGUGUCGCCACCACCCAAGAGAAACCAAGUUACACUUACAAAAUAUUAUUUCCAAUAGCACAUUUUCCUGCGAUAGCCAAAAGUGUCGCCACGGAAGAGUAUCAGACUAACAACUCCUAAAUUUCUGGUCGGAAGGCGCACACGGUAUGUGCUUGUACGUUCAUUUUUCACUGAUAAUAUUUUGUUUGUACUGUACAUUCAUUCGUACUGAUAAUGUGUUUGCGAGUGUAAUAUUUAUUUUAUUGCAGUUUUUCGCGGUGUUUGCUGGUUAAAAAAGGCAGAUGUUGCUGGUGAAAGGAAAACAAUAAAUACUGAUCAAACAUCA